This is a messenger RNA of Zonotrichia albicollis (white-throated sparrow), 6786 nucleotides long. The record is from RefSeq and is a predicted model, not a curated record. NCBI's taxonomy places the organism in Eukaryota, Metazoa, Chordata, Aves, Passeriformes, Passerellidae.
ACGGAGGUGCUGGACGAGGACCGGCAGUCAGUGAGCGCAGUGGACUACUACUUCAUCCAGGAGGAUGGGAGCCGCUUCAAGGUGGCCCUACCCUACAAGCCAUACUUCUACAUUGCUACCCAGAAGGGCUGUGAGCGGGAAGUGUCCUCAUUCCUCUCCAAGAAGUUCCAAGGAAAGAUUGCAAAGCUGGAAACUGUCCCCAAAGAGGACUUGGACUUGCCAAACCACUUGGUAGGCCUGAAGAGGAACUACAUCAAGCUGUCCUUCAACACUGUGGAGGACUUGUUGAAGGUGCGGAAGGAAAUCUCUCCUGCCGUGAGGAAAAACAGGGAGCAGGACCAGGCGAGUGACGUCUACACAACCAUGCUGUCGAGUGCUCUGAGUGGGGGCAGUCUAAGCACAGAUGAGGAAGGAGCCUCAAAAAAAGUUGCCAACCAGAUGGACAACAUCGUGGAUAUGCGGGAGUAUGAUGUGCCUUACCAUGUUCGCCUUUCCAUUGAUCUGAAGAUCCAUGUGGCUCACUGGUACAACGUGCGAUACCGGGGCAGCACCUACCCGCCCGAAAUCACCCGCCGAGAUGACCUUGUGGAGAGGCCGGAUCCUGUUGUUCUUGCCUUUGAUAUUGAAACAACCAAACUCCCUUUGAAGUUUCCUGAUGCAGACACAGACCAGAUCAUGAUGAUCUCCUACAUGAUUGAUGGGCAGGGCUACCUGAUCACAAACAGGGAGAUUGUCUCAGAGAACAUUGAAGACUUUGAGUUUACUCCCAAGCCAGAGUAUGAGGGUCCGUUUUGUGUCUUUAACGAACCAGAUGAGGCUCAUUUAAUCCGGAGAUGGUUUGAACAUGUCCAGGAGACCAAACCCACCAUCAUUGUCACAUACAAUGGAGACUUCUUUGACUGGCCCUUUGUGGAAGCAAGAGCAGCAGUUCAUGGAAUUAAUAUGUAUCAGGAAAUUGGGUUUCAGAAGGACAGCCAGGGAGAGUACAAAGCAUCCCAGUGCAUCCACAUGGACUGUCUGAGGUGGGUGAAGAGAGACAGUUACCUCCCAGUGGGAAGUCACAACCUGAAAGCAGCAGCUAAAGCAAAGCUGGGUUAUGAUCCAGUGGAGCUGGACCCUGAGGAGAUGUGCCGGAUGGCCAUGGAGGAGCCUCAGACCCUGGCCACCUACUCAGUAUCUGAUGCUGUUGCUACUUACUACAUGUACAUGAAGUACGUGCAUCCCUUCAUUUUUGCCUUGUGUACCAUCAUUCCCAUGGAGCCUGAUGAGGUGUUAAGAAAAGGAUCUGGGACACUGUGCGAGGCACUGCUGAUGGUUCAGGCCUAUCAUGCCAACAUCAUCUUCCCCAACAAGCAGGAGCAGGAAUUCAACAAGCUUACAGAAGAUGGACAUGUGCUGGACUCAGAGACCUAUGUGGGAGGCCAUGUGGAAGCACUGGAAUCAGGGGUGUUCCGCAGUGACAUUCCCUGCCGCUUCAAAAUGAAUCCUGCUGCCUUCGACUUCCUGGUGCAGCAUGUGGAGAAGACCUUGCAGCAUGCCAUUGAGGAGGAGGAGGGAAUUCCCUUGGAUCAGGUCACCAACUUCCAGGAGGUUUGUGAUGAAAUCAAGGCCAAGUUGAAUUCCCUGAAGGAUGUUCCCAACAGAAUUGAGUGUCCUCUUAUCUAUCAUCUGGAUGUGGGGGCCAUGUACCCCAACAUCAUUCUGACCAACAGGUUGCAGCCCUCUGCCAUGGUGGAUGAGGCCACAUGUGCUGCCUGUGACUUCAACAAGCCAGGUGCCAACUGUCAGCGCCGGAUGACGUGGCAGUGGAGAGGAGAGUUCAUGCCUGCCAGCCGCAGUGAGUACCACCGCAUCCAGCAGCAGCUGGAGUCAGAGAAGUUCCCCCCCUUGUUCCCUGAUGGACCACCCCGUGCCUUCCAUGAGCUUUCCCAGGAAGAACAAGCCAAAUAUGAGAAAAAGCGCCUAGCAGAUUACUGCCGCAAGGCAUACAAGAAGAUCCACGUCACCAAGGUGGAGGAGCGAGUCACCACCAUCUGCCAACGAGAAAACUCUUUCUACGUGGACACUGUGCGAGCGUUCCGGGACCGCCGAUAUGAGUUCAAGGGGCUGCACAAGGUGUGGAAGAAGAAGCUGUCUGCAGCAGUGGAGACCGGAGAUGCCUCUGAAGUGAAACGCUGCAAGAACAUGGAGAUCCUCUAUGACUCCCUUCAGCUGGCCCACAAGUGCAUCCUCAACUCCUUCUAUGGAUAUGUCAUGCGGAAAGGAGCUCGCUGGUACUCCAUGGAAAUGGCUGGCAUUGUCUGCUUCACAGGGGCAAAUAUCAUCACCCAGGCCAGAGAGCUGAUCGAACAGAUUGGGAGACCUCUAGAACUGGAUACCGAUGGGAUUUGGUGUGUCCUUCCCAACAGUUUCCCAGAGAACUUUGUCAUCAAGUCAACCAAUAUCAAGAAGCCAAAAGUAACCAUCUCUUACCCAGGUGCCAUGCUGAACAUCCUGGUGAAAGAAGGCUUCACAAAUGACCAGUACCAGGAGCUGCAGGAUCCAGCCUCACUCACCUACGUCACGCGCUCAGAGAACAGCAUCUUUUUUGAAGUGGAUGGUCCAUACCUGGCCAUGAUCCUUCCAGCCUCCAAAGAGGAGGGCAAGAAGCUGAAGAAAAGGUACGCCGUGUUCAAUGAGGAUGGGUCCCUGGCUGAGCUGAAGGGGUUUGAGGUGAAACGCCGGGGAGAACUGCAGCUGGUGAAGAUAUUCCAGUCAUCUGUGUUCGAAGCCUUUCUGAAAGGCAGCACCCUGGAGGAGGUCUACGCUUCCGUGGCCAAGGUGGCCGAUUACUGGCUGGAUGUGCUCUACAGCAAGGCUGCCAACAUGCCUGAUUCAGAGCUGUUUGAGCUCAUCUCAGAGAACCGCUCCAUGUCACGCAAACUGGAGGACUACGGGGAGCAGAAGUCCACCUCCAUCAGCACUGCCAAGCGCCUGGCAGAGUUUUUGGGGGACCAGAUGGUGAAGGAUGCAGGGCUGAGCUGCCGUUUCAUCAUUUCCAAGAAACCAGAAGGGUCUCCUGUCACCGAGAGGGCCAUCCCCCUUGCCAUCUUCCAAGCUGAGCCCAGUGUGCGCAAGCACUACCUCCGGAAAUGGCUGAAGAGCCCCUCGCUGCAGGACUUCAACAUUCGCGCGAUCCUGGACUGGGACUACUACAUCGAGAGGCUGGGCAGCACCAUCCAGAAAAUCAUCACCAUUCCUGCAGCCCUGCAGCAGGUAAAAAACCCAGUGCCACGGGUCCGACACCCAGACUGGCUUCACAAGAAGCUCCUGGAGAAGAAUGAUGUGUACAAACAGAAAAAAAUCAAUGAGCUUUUUGUUUCAAAAGGCAAGAAACAGAUUCUUGCCAACCCGCCUGUGGAGGGGACACCCAGCUCACAGGUCAGUGAUAUAGAGGACUUUGGGGCUGUCAAGAUCCCUCUGCCACUGGUUCCCAUUGCAAAUAAGCGGAAGCGCAUCCCUGCAGCAGAGGAAAGCCAAGAGAUGUCCCAGGAACUGGAGCUGUCCCAGUCCUGGCGAGAGAUCCUGGGCCCACCUCCAUCCCUUGGCACCACCAAGGAGGAGCGUCUGGUGUGGCUGCGCUUCCACCAGAAGAAGUGGGAGCUGCAGGCUCGGCAGCGAUUGCUGAGACCAGCCAGCCUGGGCUGUUCCGGCUGUGGGCGGUGAUAGGGAGUGACCUGCACUGCAUUAAGCUGAGCAUCCCCCGUGUCUUCUACGUCAAUCAGCGCGUCCCAAAGCCUGAGGAGGGAACAGCCUACAGGAAGGUAAACAGAAUCCUGCCCCGCUCCAACUUAGUUUACAACCUGUACGAAUACUCUGUUCCUGAAGACAUGUACCAAGAGCACAUCAACGAAAUCAAUGCAGACCUCUCUGCUCCGGACAUCGAGGGAGUGUAUGAGACACAGGUGCCACUGCUGUUCCGUGCCGUGAUCCACCUGGGCUGUGUGUGCAUGGUCAGCAGGCAGCUCGUCCGGCACCUGGCAGGGCGAGAGGCUGAAACCUUCAACAUUGAGCACCUGGAGAUGCGCUCACUGGCUCAGUUCACUUACCUGGAGCCAGGAAGCAUUCGCCACAUCUACCUGUACCACAGUGCCCAGGGCAGCAAGGCAGUCCUGGGCCUCUUCAUCCCCUCCCAGCGCAAGGCUGCUGUCUUUGUGCUGGACAAGGUACGCAGCAACCAGAUGCCAAACCUCACCACCCUGUUCUCAGUGGAGCGCGCGGCUCUGCUGGAAAAGGUGGGCAAGGAGCUCUUGCCCCCAGACAAACACACCUUCGAGGUGCGCGCUGAGACCGACCCCAAGGCCAUCUACAGAGGCGUCCAGCGGCUGCUCUUGGGCUACAAGGAUGAGCGCCGGGGCCCCACAUUGGUGGCUGUGCAGUCCAACUGGGACCUGAAGCAGCUGGCAAGCGGGAUCCCCAUCAUGGAGGAGUUCCCCUUGGUCCCCAUCCGGCUGGUAGACGACAUCAGCUACUCCGUCCUGGACUGGCAGCGCCAUGCCGCCCGCCGCAUGAUUCGCCACUACCUCAACCUGGACACCUGCCUCUCCCAGGCUUUUGAGAUGAGCAGGUACUACCACAUCCCCAUUGGAAACCUCCCUGAUGACAUCUCCACCUUCGGCUCUGACCUGUUCUUCUCACGCCACCUUCGUCGUCACAACCACCUGCUGUGGCUGUCCCCCACGGCCCGCCCCGACCUGGGGGGGAAGGAGGCCGAUGACAACCGCCUGGUCAUGGAGUUUGAUGAGAGAGCCUCAGUCGAGAUCAACAAUCCUGGCUGCUACUCCACAGUGUGUCUGGAGCUGGACAUCCAGAGCCUGGCUGUGAACACCGUGUUGCAGUCCCACCACGUGAAUGACAUGGAAGGAGGCUCCAGCAUGAGCAUUAGCUUCGAUGUGAUUCAGCAGGCAUCCCUGGAGGACAUGGUCACAGGGAACCAAGCUGCCAACAUCCCAGCCAGCUAUGAUGAAACUGCCCUCUGCUCCAACACUUUCAGGAUUUUGAAGAGCAUGGUGGUGAGCUGGGUGAAGGAGAUUACGCAGUACCACAAUGUCUAUGCAGACAACCAGGUCAUUCACUUUUACCGCUGGCUCCGCUCUCCUUCCUCCCUGCUUUAUGACCCAGCACUGCACCGCACGCUCCACAACAUGAUGAAGAAGCUUUUCCUACAGCUAGUGGCUGAGUUCAAGCGCCUGGGCUCUUCUGUGGUCUACGCCAACUUCAACCGCAUCAUCCUGUGCACCAAGAAGCGGCACAUUGAGGAUGCCAUCAGCUACAUGGAGUAUAUCAUCAACAGCAUCCACUCCAAGGAGAUCUUCCACUCUCUGACCAUCUCAUUCUCCCGGUGCUGGGAGUUUCUGCUCUGGAUGGACCCAGCAAAUUAUGGAGGUAUCAAGGGAAAAGUGGAUUCUCGCAUCCACUAUGGGGAGAAGGACACCAGGAAGACAUUGGAGGAGGAGGAGGAGAGUGAGGAAGAGGAGGAGGAGGUAGCGAGGGAAGAAGAGGAGGAGAAAGGGGAGCCAGAUGUGGAGGAGCUGCUGGAAAAUAACUGGAACAUUGCACAGUUCCUGCCCCAGGCCGGCUCCUGCCAGAGCUACUUCUUGAUGAUCAUAUCAGCCUACAUCGUGGCUGUGUACCACAGCAUGAAGGAAGAACUGCGGCGUAACAUCCCUGGGAGCACCCCCAUCAAGAGGAGGAGCACCAGCCAGGUGUCCCAGGAGGCUUUGGGGGAGCUGAGGGCCAUGCCUGGCAUGAUCACCUUCUCUCAAGAUUACGUGGCCAAUGAGCUCACCCAAAGCUUCUUCACCAUCACCCUGAAGAUCCAGAAGAAGAUGGCUGGUUCCCAAAAUGCCACAGAACCCUCAGACAUGUUCCCAGUCCUGCCUGGCUCCUACCUGCCACUCAACAACCCAGCUCUGGAGUUCAUCAAAUAUGUCUGCAAGGUCCUCUCCCUGGAUGCCAACAUAACCAACCAGGUGAACAAACUACGCCGGGACCUGCUGCGCCUCAUCGAGGUGGGCGAGUUCUCAGAAGCAGCCCAGUUUCGGGACCCUUGCCGCUCCUAUGUGCUUCCUGAAGUCAUCUGCAGGAACUGCAACUUCUGCAGGGAUUUGGACCUGUGCAAGGACCCUGCCCCUUCCCAGGACAGGCUGGUGGUGCCCAGCUGGCUCUGCCCCAGCUGCCAUGUGCAGUAUGAUACUGAUGCCAUCGAGAUGGCGCUGGUGGAAGCCCUGCAGAAGAAACUGAUGGCCUUUGUGCUGCAGGACCUGGUGUGCAGAAAGUGUCACGGUGUGAAGGAGACACACAUGCCUGUGUACUGCAGCUGUGCUGGAGACUUCACCCUCACCAUCUCCUCCCAGGUCUUCAUGGACCAUGUCAGUGUCUUCCAGAACAUUGCCCGGCACUAUGGCAUGGCCUACUUGCUGGAAACCAUUGAGUGGCUGCUGCACACCAACCUCCAGCUCCAGCAAUGAGGGCUGGGCUGCUCUUCUUGCCUACUCCAUGCUCUCACAUCCAUGGAGAGUAGUACUGGACCCCCUUGGCCAUGGGCCAGACCACAAAGACACUGCACACCCCUCCUGCAGGGAGGAAAGAGGAGGAGAGCCAUGCUUGGCACUGGGUUGUCUUUGCCCAGAGCUGCCUGGUGGGGGAUUUGGGAGUUUCCAGUGGCUAGAACUGGGUUCCACAGGUCUGUGCUGGCCCCAGGUGUAGUUUUAAUUUUCAAUUUCUGUAAAUAAAUGCGUGGUAGAA